UGGUAUGGAAAAUAUUGCACUCUUCAAUAAUCAUGAUAUUACACAAAAAACAUGAACAUUGUUUCAUACAAACUCCCAUAUAAUUUUUGUUGUGGUGGUGCAUGAUAAUAAUUAAUUAAUGGCAAGUGGUAAUGGUAGUAAUAGGAACCCACAAGCACAAAACACAUCGAGAAAGGUAAUGGUGGUGGCUGAUCCAACACGUGAAUCAGCUGGAGCACUUCAAUAUGCACUUUGUCAUGCUGUAAUGGAACAAGAUGAAAUGAUUCUAUUGCAUGUUGUUGAGAAUCAAACUUCAUGGCGCAAUACUCUUUCGACGUUCCUAAAAAUGCCUUCAUUGGGAACAUCAUCGACCGCGUCUAUUGACAUUGGAGGAGGAGGAGGAGGCAGUAGUGGAGGAGGAGGCGGAGCUGGAGCUGGAGGAUCUUCCGUGGAGGGGCAGGCCUCCGCAGUUGAUUUUCUUGAAGAAAUGAAGAAUGUGUGUAGGGUUUCUCAACCUAAAAUGAAGGUUCGCGUAAUGAAGGUGGAAACAGAUAAUGGAAAAGAUAGGGCUAAUACCAUUCUUUUACAUACUAUUAAUCAAGAGGUUGAUGUCAUAGUUAUAGGCCAGAAACGCACACUUUCGUCCACAUUACUAGGAUAUAAACGACCCGCGGGAGGAUCAUUGAAAGGGGCGAGAAUGUUAGACACGGCGGAGUAUUUGAUCCAUAACACACCGGGGACAUGCACCUGUGUUGCAGUUCAAAGAAAGGCACAAAAUGGGGGCUAUGUUCUCAAUACUAAAACUCAUAGAAACUUUUGGCUUUUAGCCUAACUCAGGUUUAAUUUCAUGCAUUCACAAUUGGGAUUGUAUAUGGCAUAAAGAAAUGAUGAGUUUCAUAAUUGAUAGAGAUUUAA
Molecule: messenger RNA, 894 nt
Organism: Lathyrus oleraceus (garden pea)
Lineage: Eukaryota; Viridiplantae; Streptophyta; Magnoliopsida; Fabales; Fabaceae
Exons: 2
Coding region: 119-811 (230 amino acids)
Source: RefSeq, a predicted model, not a curated record